This is a messenger RNA of Sporisorium graminicola, 1032 nucleotides long. RefSeq lists its product as uncharacterized. The transcript has a single exon. The record is from RefSeq and is a predicted model, not a curated record. The coding region runs from base 1 to 1032 and encodes 343 amino acids. NCBI's taxonomy places the organism in Eukaryota, Fungi, Basidiomycota, Ustilaginomycetes, Ustilaginales, Ustilaginaceae. Gene Ontology annotation, biological process: protein polyubiquitination. Gene Ontology annotation, molecular function: metal ion binding; ubiquitin protein ligase activity.
AUGCAGGCCGAAGCCAGCUCGAGCUCUUCAUCCAAACCCUCAACUCGAACCAAGCAAGACACGCCUUGCCGAUACUACUUACGUUCGGGCAAGUGUAAGAGGGGAGACAAGUGCAUCUUUUCGCAUGACGCUACACGAGACCAGGUUCAGCCAGUGACCGAAUCAUCUACACUUCCAGCUCGACUGUCUGUGCAGGCUGCCGACUUCGCCUCCGGUUCAGCUUCCCGUUCGAGCUUAUCUGCCAGCGCGCAAGCUUUCCAGCCAACCACACGAGCCGUCAGCGACGAUGACGAAAAAAAUGGAGAAGCUAGAAAAGAUGUUGUUCGCGAACCACAAAUCUCUAGCUCGACGAUGCGAGCUGCGAAGGAGAAGAAGAUUAUGAAGGGUGUCCCUGCCAGCAUCAGCGAAAACACACAGCCGUGCGACAUUUGCAUGGAGGUCCCCAACGUCUACGCUCAACACCCCAACUGCAACCAUUUCUUCUGUCCUCCCUGCCUUCAACAAUGGCGACGACAGCACGAUCAGGCCAAAAGCAAGAACUGCCCCACCUGUCGCACCCCGUCCAAGUUCACCUUUGUUACCCCUGAACCGUUCACCGGUGGUGCCCGCUCUCUGGCCCUCGAGCGCUUCCGCGAGCGUGCCGCUCAAACACCCUGCAAGCAGUUCACGAAGAGUCUGGCGCUCAGCAACAAACGCCCCACCAAGCCCUUCUGCGUCUUUGGCGACGACUGCCUAUACCAGCAUCACAUAGACGGUCAGCCGCACAAGUUUGGUACAGGUCGAUAUCGGAUUCACCGUGGCAAGCGAGGGACACGGCGGAUCAUAGGGCUGAGGGAAGAGCCGGGAAGAUUCCUUAAUCCGGAGCUCCGUGCUAGGGUUCGAGUCCUCGACGAGCACGAGAGGAGAGCCCUGCCCACCGAUACCACGAACAACGAGUUCUUUGCGAGAAUCCUUAACAUGGACGAACAAGUGAGGAUGUUCUUGUCCACCAGAGUCAUUCUCAAUGCGGGCAAUCAAGGCUCUGCCCACUAA